Molecule: messenger RNA, 3006 nt
Organism: Sporothrix brasiliensis 5110
Lineage: Eukaryota; Fungi; Ascomycota; Sordariomycetes; Ophiostomatales; Ophiostomataceae
Product: Ca2+ transporting ATPase, sarcoplasmic/endoplasmic reticulum
Exons: 2
Coding region: 1-3006 (1001 amino acids)
Biological process (GO): calcium ion transmembrane transport; intracellular calcium ion homeostasis
Cellular component (GO): membrane
Molecular function (GO): ATP hydrolysis activity; P-type calcium transporter activity; ATP binding
Source: RefSeq, a predicted model, not a curated record
AUGGAGAACGCCUUUACCUUGUCGACUGAGCAGGUCCUCGCCCAGCUUGGCGUUGACGGCGCUCUUGGACUGACGGACGCCCAGGUCCGCGAGAAGCGGGCCAAGCACGGCAGUAAUUCCAUCGCCGAGGAGCCACCUACUCCGCUAUGGGAGCUCAUCCUCGAGCAGUUCAAGGACCAGUUGGUCAUUAUCCUGCUGGGCUCAGCCGUCGUGUCGUUUGUGCUCGCCUUGUUUGAGGACGAGGGUGGCUGGAGUGCCUUUGUGGACCCAGCCGUCAUCCUCACCAUCUUGAUUCUGAAUGCCGUCGUCGGUGUCUCGCAGGAGAGCAGCGCCGAGAAGGCCAUUGCGGCGCUCCAAGAGUACUCGGCCAACGAGGCCAACGUCAUCCGCAACAACGGCACCGUCGCCCGCGUCAAGGCCGACGAACUGGUUCCCGGCGAUAUCGUCUCCGUCUCUGUUGGCAGCCGCAUCCCAGCCGACUGCCGUCUGGUCCAUGUCGAGAGCAACAGCUUCGCUGUGGACCAGGCCAUUCUGACCGGCGAGAGCGAAAGUGUUAACAAGGACAGCGCCGCUGUCGUCAAGGACGACAAGGCCGUCAAGCAGGACCAGGUCAACAUGCUCUUCUCUGGCACCACCGUGGUCACGGGCCGCGCGACCACCGUUGUCGUUCUGACCGGUUCCAACACUGCUAUUGGCGAUAUUCACGAGAGCAUAACCGCUCAAAUCUCCGAGCCGACCCCGCUCAAGCAGAAGCUCAACGAUUUUGGCGACUCUCUUGCCAAGGUCAUCACCGUCAUCUGCAUUCUCGUCUGGCUUAUCAACAUCCCCAACUUUGGCGAUCCGAGCCACGGCAACUGGACCAAGGGCGCUAUCUACUACCUUAAGAUUGCCGUGUCUCUUGGCGUCGCGGCUAUUCCCGAGGGCCUGGCUGUUGUCAUCACCACUUGUCUGGCUCUGGGCACGCGCAAGAUGGCCGCCAAGAACGCCGUUGUCCGCAGCCUGCCGUCUGUCGAGACUCUCGGCAGCUGCAGCGUUAUCUGCUCCGACAAGACGGGCACCCUGACCACCAACCAGAUGAGCGUGAACAAGAUUGUCUACAUCCGCGAGGAUGGCAAGGAUCUGGAGGAGCUGACCGUCGAGGGGACCACCUUCUCGCCUCGUGGCAACAUCAAAACCUCCCGUGGCAAGGCCGUGACCAACUUGUCCGAGUCCUCGUCUACCGUCCGCCAGUUGGCCGAGGUCGCUGCGCUUUGCAACGAUGCCCGCCUUGCCUACGACUCGCUCUCAAACACCUUCACUAACAUCGGCGAGCCCACCGAGGGUGCACUGCGCGUCUUGGCUGAGAAGAUCGGUCCCGUUGCCCCCGCCAACACCAAGCCCCGCGACCUUGUUCACCACGCCAGCGCCUACUACGAGGAGAAACUGCCUCGCCUUGCCACCUACGAGUUCUCCCGCGACCGCAAGAGCAUGUCUGUCCUUGUCCAGGACGGCGAUGCCGAGAAGCUUCUGGUCAAGGGCGCCCCCGAGUCGAUCAUUGAGCGGUGCUCGCACACUCUGGUGGGCGCCGACGGCAAGAAGGUGCCGCUGACCCGCGACCUGGUUGAUUUGCUGCUGCGUGAGGUUGUCGACUACGGCAACGAUGGUCUUCGUGUCAUUGCUCUGGCCACCGUCGACGAUGUUUCUGGCCACGCGCUCGCUCACUCGGCCAAGACGACCUCGGAAUACGCUCAGCUUGAGCAGAAGAUGACGCUCGUCGGUCUCGUUGGCAUGCUCGACCCGCCCCGUCCGGAGGUCCCCGAGUCCAUCCGUCUCUGCAAAGAAGCUGGCAUCCGCGUUAUUGUGAUCACGGGCGACAACCGCAACACCGCUGAGAGCAUCUGUCGCCAGAUCGGCGUCUUUGGCGCCGACGAGGAUGUGACGGGCAAGAGCUACACGGGCCGCGAGUUUGACAACCUGAGCCCGAGCGAGCAGCUUGAGGCCGCCAAGACCGCUUUGUUGUUCUCCCGUGUCGAGCCCACGCACAAGUCCCGCCUGGUCGACCUGCUCCAGCAGCUCGGCGAGGUCGUGGCGAUGACUGGAGAUGGUGUGAACGACGCCCCUGCGCUGAAGAAGGCCGACAUUGGUGUCGCCAUGGGUUCUGGCACGGACGUGUCGAAGCUGGCCGCCGACAUGGUCCUGGCCGACAACAACUUUGCCACCAUUGAGUCUGCUAUUGAAGAGGGCCGGUCCAUCUACAACAACACGCAGCAGUUCAUCCGUUACCUGAUCUCCUCCAACAUUGGUGAGGUCGUGUCCAUCUUCCUGACGGCUGCCCUGGGCAUGCCUGAGGCUCUGAUCCCAGUGCAGCUGCUGUGGGUCAACUUGGUCACCGACGGUCUCCCGGCCACGGCGCUCUCGUUCAACCCGCCUGACCAUGACAUUAUGCGCCGCCCGCCCCGCAAGCGGGACGAAGCUCUGAUCAGUGGCUGGCUCUUCUUCCGGUACCUCGUCAUUGGCACGUACGUCGGCCUGGCCACCGUCGCCGGCUAUGCAUGGUGGUUUAUGUACAAUGCGGAGGGCCCUCAGAUUAGCUUCUGGCAGCUGUCGCACUUCCACCGCUGUUCAGCCGACUUCUCUGAUAUUGGCUGCGCCAUGUUCGCCGACGACCGCGCCAAGGCCGCGUCGACCGUGUCGCUGUCAAUUCUGGUCGUUAUUGAGAUGUUCAACGCCAUCAACGCGCUGUCGUCGAGCGAGUCACUCCUGACGCUGCCGCUGUGGAAGAACAUGAUCCUGGUCUACGCUAUCUCGCUGUCGAUGGCGCUGCACUUUGCCCUGCUGUACAUUCCGUUCCUGCAGACGCUCUUCUCGAUCCUGCCGCUCAACUGGAACGAGUGGAAGGCGGUUCUGGUCCUCAGUGCGCCGGUGGUGCUCAUCGACGAGGUGCUCAAGUUCUUGGAGCGCCUUUUCUUUGUUGAUGCUCCGUCCACCGAGGUCACCAAGGUCACCACGGCGAAGAAGCAGAACUAA